AUGCGACUACAAGAAGAAAUCGAGUCAGUUUCUGCACCUGAAGACUUUCUACCCAACUUUCAAUGUCUCUCUGCUCUAGAUACCAGCCUCAGGUGUCCGAUAUGUAAAGAUUUCUUCGAGGCUCCAGUCUUGAUUCAUAUCCCGAAAUGUUGUCAUACGUUUUGUUCAGUUUGUAUACGCGCUUGUUUCAAUCAAACUUUAAAUAGUAAAAUCGGUUCAGCUGGACUUGGUGGAGUAGGAAAUAGUCAAAGGUGUCCAAUUUGUCAAACUGAAGCUCAUGAGGAAAAGAUCAAACCAGUACCGGCUUUAGAAACAGUUGUAACUAAUUGGCAAGAGGCUAGGUCAGAAAUCCUUAACAUGGUUUCUCAAGCGGAUCGAGUGAAGAGCUUGUUACAGUCUGCGAACAAUCGACUGCCUCUCUUAGCUUCGGGAUCCACAAGCCAAGCAGCUCAACUACCAGAAGCCUCAAAUUCUAGCUCGUCUAAACUGCCUGAACCAAGAAUGAUCCCCGACAAACGAAAAGCCGAAUCGCUGGAGUCUCAAGGCACCUCAUCUGGGAUGCGAGUAACGCGCUCUUCCCAUCAAGCUCCCGAAGUCCGAGAUACCUCAGGCGGAAGUCUUACCAACACACAGGCCUCUAAAAAAAGAAAAACUAAAGACAAGCGCCCCUCCAAGGCUGUCUCUGAUUCUGAUAGUGACAUAGAAAUGAUAACCGGGGAUCUCAACAAUCCUGCUGCGAUGCUCCCCUGUCCAGUCUGUAACAGGCUCCUACGUAAUUCGGACAUGAAUUCACACUUGGACAAAUGUCUGGCCGGGACUGGUAAUAAAGCCGAGAUAAGGAAAGGAGCGAAUCCGAAUGUACCAGAGAAAAAAAUCCCAUUACCUCAUUUUAAAUCUUUAAAAAUGAAAGACUUCAAAGCACUUUUACAGCAACACCAUCUAUCUUGUGAUGGGACUACAGAUACGAUGACGCGUAGACUGAAUCGUUACAUAUUACUUCAUAAUGCUAGUCUGGAUUCGGAACGUGUACAUCGAAAAUCACUGAAAGAGAUUAGAGACGAAGUAGAUAAAUGGGAAUCGUUGAAUGAUGCAGAUGAUGCUAAUCGGCGUAAGCUAUCAAACAAUAACUCAGACUUUGCUGUUCAACAGAUCGUUGGCAAACGUAAAAUCACAAUUACUAGUGAGGAAGAAUACUUGAAGAAGAAUAAAGAACAGUUUGCACAUCUGACUACACAAGCGGCUUCUACGAUGAAGAAGACUGUUCAACCUGUAAAUGAUGAAGAAGCCAUCGAGACGUCUGAACCUGAUGACCCAACUAUUGGCGCGUCUGAAACUGAUCGAACUCUUGCGACGCCGGAAGCUGACGACCAGACCAUCGACAUAGCUGAACCUAAUGACCAAACCGUUGGCACGGCUGAAAAUGUUCAAACUCUCGCGGCACCAGAAGAUGACAAACAAAUUCUUGACACAGUUGAGCAUACAGAUCACCUGGAGCAAGCUGAAGUUGAGAUAAGCUCCAAGGUCAUUCCACAAACCUGCGAUAAUCACCAGUUAGACAACCACCAGCAACUUCAAGAACCUACCUCACUCCCACCAGUUCUUCCUCGAUCAUCCAUCACUCAUAAUCCUCAAAUUGAUCCUGCAAUUGUCGCUUUGAAUCAACUUCAACCUAGACGAAGUGAAGAUGAAUCGAUGGAUCACGAAUUGCACCUUUCUUUCACAGGCUCGGAGCAUCCCAUCCAGACUCAGAACACAUAA
Messenger RNA from Melampsora larici-populina 98AG31, 1758 nucleotides. RefSeq lists its product as uncharacterized. Gene Ontology annotation, cellular component: Rad6-Rad18 complex; nucleus. The record is from RefSeq and is a predicted model, not a curated record. The transcript has 4 exons. The coding region runs from base 1 to 1758 and encodes 585 amino acids. Lineage: Eukaryota; Fungi; Basidiomycota; Pucciniomycetes; Pucciniales; Melampsoraceae. Gene Ontology annotation, molecular function: ubiquitin protein ligase activity; metal ion binding; single-stranded DNA binding. Gene Ontology annotation, biological process: DNA damage tolerance; protein monoubiquitination.